UUUGCUGGAGGAAAUGGUCCAGGAACAAGCCCUGGAAGAAGUGUGCUACCUGUUGCACGAUCAUCACCACAACAUUCCUUAUCUAAUCCCUUACCUCGGCGAAUGGAGCAGCCGCUUUAUGGGGUAGACAGCAAUGCAGCCAAGGAAGUGUCAGAGGAGCAUACUGCUCUCCCAACACUGGUAUCGGUGAUGAUAGCAAAACAGCGGCUAGAGGGCGAGCAGCUGGUCCAGAGGGGUACAAGCCUCUGUUUUCCAUUUGCUUCGGCCCCGCAAGUCAGUCCUUCAUCAGCAGUUUCAGGGAACACAGAGCAUUCCUGCACCUCUCAAAAACAGAUUUCCAUCCAGCACAAACAGACACAGUCUGAUCUUACAAUGGAGAAAUUAUCUGCACUAGAAAACAGUAAGAACUCUGAUCUGGAGAAAAAAGAAGGCAGAAUAGAUGAUUUAUUAAGGGCAAACUGUGACUUAAGACGACAGGUAGAUGAACAACAGAAAGUGCUUGAGAAGUACAAAGAACGGUUAAAUAGGUGUGCAACAAUGAGCAAGAAGCUACUUAUAGAAAAGUCAAAACAGGAAAAGAUGGCUUGCCGAGAUAAGAGUAUGCAGGAUCGGUUGCGAUUAGGUCACUUUGCUACAGUCCGGCAUGGGGCCUCUUACACAGAACAAUGGACAGAUGGCUAUGCUUUCCAGAACCUAAUCAAGCAACAGGAAAGGAUAAAUUCCCAAAGGGAAGAAAUAGAAAGGCAACGAAAAAUGUUAGCAAAACGAAAGCCACCUGCCAUGGGCCAGGCUCCUCCAACCACCACUGAGCAAAAGCAACGCAAAAACAAGACCAACGGAGCAGAAAAUGAGAUGUUAACAUUAGCAGAAUAUCAUGAACAAGAGGAAAUAUUCAAACUCCGACUAGGUCAUCUUAAAAAGGAAGAAGCAGAGAUUCAAGCAGAACUAGAGCGAUUAGAACGGGUUAGAAAUCUGCAUAUCAGGGAAUUGAAAAGGAUACAUAAUGAAGAUAAUUCACAGUUUAAAGACCAUCCAACACUAAAUGAUAGGUAUUUGUUGUUACAUCUCCUAGGCAGAGGAGGUUUUAGUGAAGUAUAUAAGGCAUUUGACUUAACAGAACAGAGGUAUGUAGCAGUAAAAAUUCACCAGUUAAAUAAAAACUGGAGGGAUGAAAAGAAAGAAAAUUACCACAAGUGAGUAUUUCUGAGUAUUUGAUUGCAGGGU
Protobothrops mucrosquamatus (brown spotted pit viper) is the source of this 1224-nucleotide messenger RNA. Its product is annotated as serine/threonine-protein kinase tousled-like 2. Gene Ontology annotation, cellular component: nucleus. Gene Ontology annotation, biological process: peptidyl-serine phosphorylation; intracellular signal transduction; chromosome segregation. NCBI's taxonomy places the organism in Eukaryota, Metazoa, Chordata, Lepidosauria, Squamata, Viperidae. The record is from RefSeq and is a predicted model, not a curated record. Gene Ontology annotation, molecular function: protein serine/threonine kinase activity; ATP binding.